Molecule: messenger RNA, 2497 nt
Organism: Bombus huntii
Lineage: Eukaryota; Metazoa; Arthropoda; Insecta; Hymenoptera; Apidae
Exons: 4
Coding region: 382-1776 (464 amino acids)
Source: RefSeq, a predicted model, not a curated record
UUUGAGAUUUCUAGGAAAAUUUGGAAAUGUAAUUCUUCUAAGCCCCAUCUUUAAAAUUACACGUAUUAUUUAAUAGAAUACUACUAGUUUAUAAAGAAUAUAAAAAAUAGGGGAAAUAAAAAAAGCAUUGUAAUUAAAUAGUUAAUAAAAAUAAAACGUAUCAUUUAUAUAAAUGAUUUAUGCAAGAUUUCUAUGGUUUAUGAUAUUCUUAUGGUUUAUAUACUCUAUGAAUAACAUAUUCAUUCAACGAAUUUCAAAGAUUUCGCCUAACUCUAGGAUACUAUAAUAUUAUAAAACUGCAUUUCCCCUUUAUUUUUAUUUUAGCUAUUCUAAAAUUCCAAUCUUAACUCAUUUAAACUUGAGUUUUAUAUUAAUAAAGUGAUGUCUUCUCUAAUCUUUCGCUUAGUUUUCAUGGUUAUAGUACAACAAUAUUCCAUAUUAUAUAGGAUUAAUGAAAUUGUGUGUAGGUGUACUAUUACACAGGGUCAAAGAAUUCUAUUCCUAAAACGAUUUAAACAUAACUUUCGCCAGAAGCUAGGAAAACACUUUCUCAUGGGAAUCUUCUUAAGGAAUCCGGAAUCGACCACGAACUACUAUUCCUCGUCGACUUCUUACAAGCCACAGAAGAGUCACGUAUGUUCCAGUCUGACGUACCCGAAGAACACGUCGGUUCACAGUACCGACGCACCGCAUAUCCGGACUCAUUCUAAACCCAACCGAGAUAAGCAUUCCUCGAGUUAUUCCUCGAAAUUUUCAUCGAAGGGGAAGACCCAUUAUGACGAUGAGCUGGGAGAUAUCGAUAAAUUGAAAUUUACCGACGAAGGAUUAGGAAAUCUUAUAGAAGACCAUAUAGUAGAAGACGUUGAAGAGGAACUUACAGAGGACGAUCGCGAAGUGCCAGCUGAAUUCUUGGACAAGGAUUACGAGGAACAAGAAGCGGACGAUGAAAUAGACGACGAAUCUGACGGGUCACCGCAGACUCAUAGAUCUCCGAGAGGAGGUAAAACAGAGGCAUUGCUGAGACAACAGCGAUGGGGAAACGUAGAGCAGCAGCCAGAUACGCGAAAACUUCGUUACCAGCAACAUGUGGCUAUGAUACACAAUCAUCCUUCAUCCCCCAGGUACUACCGCAACGUGGCUGAGCACGAAGUACCCGAGCCCUUAUCAGAAGAAGACUUCGUCCGAACGUCGCUGAAAAGUCCGCCGAGACGGCAACCUGCGAACUAUCGCCAAUGGUCGUCAUCGAGAAACGAACCUGAUCGAUACGACGACACGACGACGUUGAUCCAUACGACUCGACGAGCCCGUACUAAACCGGAUGUGGAUCGGCUGAUAGAGUCGGAGUUGAACAGAACGAAAAGGUGCAAUCGUUGUGGUAACCUGUCGAGCAAAAAGAACGAACCGCCUCUGAAGAAUAGCUGUAGAUUCGACGAUUGUGCGAAUAUUCCUAUCAAGGGACCAAUCGGCGACGAGUCCGAGAACCACGAGCAAACAUUCUGCGGCCGCUGCAACGUGAGGUACAACUCCAAGGAUCCCUGCGGUGCCACUGACAUCCCGUCGCCCUUAUACACCAUGAAAUCGCGCAGAUCCCGCGAAGUAAAAUCCCCAACUAUCUACGAGGUGCCAGAGCAAAGCCAGGACAAGCUCUCGACCGACUAUCCGCGAUCCUUAUCGAGAUACCAAAGAAAACUUACGGACGCGUACACGGAAAAAUUGAAACGGUCGUUGCACACUUCUCACGGUACUGCGCGUACAUCUUUUCGACACGUCGAAUAAAAUCGUUUUUUUGACUCCUCGGGAGAUCAAAGAAGAAGAACAACGAACCGAGAAGAUUGUAUAAGCGUUGGACUCGAGAAAAAAAUAUCGAAUCGAAUCUUGUGAAAAGAAUUUAAUCAUUGAAGCAAUCCCACGAACAUUCUAGUAACAUUUCAGGAUCGAAAAUCCUUUCCCUCGUUUCCAUGCGAUUCUCGCGACUAUUUUCGUAUAAGGAAUUCGUCCUUGUAUCGCUGUUUAAGGAUGUGUGUGUCGAACAAGGUAGAAACAAAGUCCAUUUCGUUGCAACUCAUCAACGUGAGAGACUCGAUCCACGAGAGCAACGGAAAGGCCAUCGUAGAGCAAAGAAUAAAAAAAAAAAAAGAAAAAAAAAGAAAAGAAUCGCUCCUAUUCGAUCGUUUCCCUUCUACUGGUUGUGUAAUAUAUAUUUUUGUAACUGUCCUCUCGGGUCUUGUAGAUGUUACACUGUACGUAUUGUCCGAGGCUAACGUUAGUUGCACGAUGUACAUACGCAUUAGGUGAAAUCGAUUAGAUUUUAAACGUGACCGUCAAAAAAAGAAAUCUUUUGCUUCACGUCUUCGGUGUUCGAUGAUCUUCUAAAUGGUAAUAUCACCGUUCCCCUCGGCACGAAAUCGACUGUAUAUACAAGACACCCACGAUUUCGAUUACGAUUUCUGUGUACACAUGUACGCGUACAUGUUCGCAAGAAGAAUAAAUCCUCGAA